AGAGUCUUAUUAUAAGACCCACAAAUCCCGGAAAAAUUAAAUUCCAUAAAAAUCACAGAAGAUGAGAAAGAUAAGCACCCACAACACAACAGUACACAGAAUUAAAAGCUGAAAAGGAGAAAACAAGAUCCACCUCGAUCCUCUCUCCGCUUACAAUUCAACAAUUCAACCAUUUCAAUUCUCACCCUCUUCUCUUACUCACUCCAUUCCUCAAUCCAAUUCUCAACACUAAUAUUUUUUCACACAAUCGCAUCCCCUUUUUUUUCUAUAACCUUUUCUUUCAUUGUCAAGAUCAUGUCUUCUUUUUGAAAAACCAGUUAUUGAUUUUACUAUCCAAAAGCCUUUGUCUCUUUAUUGAAUCAGGAACAGACCAGAGAGAGAAAGAGAGAACAGUGAUUUGGGUUUGUGUUGGUGGAUUUGGACCAAAAUGAGAGAAGAGGACUCAAAUUGGUUCUCAAGAUGGGAAGAGGAACUCCCUUCCCCAGAGGAACUCAUGCCUUUGUCCCAAACCCUAAUAAGCCCUGAUCUUGCCGUAGCUUUUGACAUAAGAAACACCUCACAGCAGCAACAACAACAACAACAGCUACUACAAGUUUCUCAUCCACCACCUCCUUCGUCAGAUCCUUUGCCUUCUCAAGGCAAUCUCACCCAACCCAGUUCCGCGGAAUUCACUGAUUCCGCGGAAUUGGGUUCGGGGAAUGUGGGCGAGGAACCCGCCCGCACCCUGAAGAGGCCACGCCUGGUGUGGACCCCACAACUCCACAAGAGGUUUGUGGAUGCUGUGGCCCACUUGGGGAUCAAAAAUGCUGUGCCUAAGACCAUAAUGCAGCUUAUGAGCGUCGACGGAUUGACUAGAGAAAAUGUCGCCAGCCAUUUGCAAAAAUACCGCCUUUACUUGAAACGCAUGCAGGGGUUGUCUGCUGGCGGUGGCGGAAACGGCGGAGCUGCCUCUGCCGAUCCCGCCACCGACCAUUUGUUUGCCAGCUCGCCCGUGCCGCCACAUUUCUUGCAUCCAGUGGCACGGGCCAGUUCUGAGCAUUUCCUGCCGUUUGUGCCGGUUCCGGCUUUGCGGCACCACCUUCAACAGCAGCAGAUGGCGGUGGCUAGCCACCCGCAGUAUCACCGGCAGGUGGCGCAUUUCGGUUCGCCCCCGAAUGGACACUUUGAGCUUCCCUUUCUGUCAAGGCAGUCUCAAAAUGUUCAGAGGAUUGGGGCUCCGGUGCACAGUCCCGUGCCAGGUUACAUGGAGGACAUGGAAUCAGCCAAUGCUACUGGAGGGAGAAAGGUUCUUACUUUGUUUCCAAAUGGAGAUGAUUGAAUGUGGUUAUUGUAAUUGUUAUGUGUGUUUGGAAACAAGUUAAGAAAUGUGUGAACGUGGAUCCAUGAGAAAAGCUAUGGCUAGUAGUGUUGAAUUGAAGGUGGAUCUAUGACUAUGUAAAUGUGAUUCCAAACAUACUAUAUGUUUAUUUGAACUUUGUAACUUUUUCUAUAUAUCAACCUUGUCUUGUGAAAUUAAUAUCUGAUGGGGCAUGAGUUUUGUUAGGGUCUAAGUGGGUAAUUUUGUGUUACGGGUACAGAUAAUCUUGGUGGUAUUAAUUGGUCAUGCUUAAGAGGCAUAAACAAGUGUCUUGUAUUAAUGAGUACUUCGGAUUAAUUUUAGAUUCUGCUCUGGUUGCCUUAUAGACAACGGCAAAUGUAUCAGUAGUUACCUUGUUGUUAGAGAGUCUUUAGGGAGCAAUGAUGUCUGUACUCUGUGAAUUUUGUGUGUAAAUCGUUAGUUGUGUGGUUUCAAGGCUUCCUAUAUGUUGGUUUAUCCCAUAGGAGUCUGGGAAUCAGCUUCAUUUCAAGGUAAUCUUCUAGAGCGUUACUGAUUGAGGAGUUUUCUAUUAGCUUUGGCUGGAACAAGUUUGUUAUUUGGCAUUGUGCUUAUUGGAUAUCUAAGGAAGUAUGUCAAAAGUUGGCACAUUUUGUUGUGAACUCUUUGAGUAGAUCCAGGAGCUUCUAUGCAGAAGACCUGUCCCCUGAGUUUCAUCUUUACUUUGUUGGGUUUCUUUUGUCUUGUUAGAAAUCAUGAUUUCUCAAUGUACGAAUUACUGAGAUUCCUAGUGAAUCUUAUUAUUUGAUGAGCAAUUUUCUCGUCACUGGGAUAUUAGCUAUACUCUGUUUCAGAAGCACAAUGUAUUAUGUUCUAACCAUUUGUGUUGAGUUUCUUUCUGGUAUUCUGACUGGCAUAGUAAGAUGC
This is a messenger RNA of Abrus precatorius (Indian licorice), 2242 nucleotides long. RefSeq names its product transcription factor MYBC1-like. The transcript has a single exon. Gene Ontology annotation, cellular component: nucleus. NCBI's taxonomy places the organism in Eukaryota, Viridiplantae, Streptophyta, Magnoliopsida, Fabales, Fabaceae. The record is from RefSeq and is a predicted model, not a curated record. Gene Ontology annotation, biological process: regulation of DNA-templated transcription. Gene Ontology annotation, molecular function: DNA binding; DNA-binding transcription factor activity. Bases 428 to 1318 code for a protein of 296 amino acids.